AUGCCUGAUUUUAGUAAAUACGUAAAUACUUCUAAGACUUCUAAUACACCUCCUAUACCAACAUAUACUCAAAAUAUCCCACCAAAAUUGCCUGUUAAAAUAGAUCCUAUAAGGAAUGAUCAAUUUAACCCGCAAAAAAAUUAUCAACCUAUGCCACAGUCAAUGAAAGAUGGUAGGCAAACUUUUAAUGGAGAUUGUAGCCCACAAAAACCUCGUAUAUAUGUGCCACAACAACCAGUGAAAAAGGAUGAACGAAUUGCAAAUAAUGGUUAUAGCACACAAGAACCUUAUGUAUCUAUGCCGCAACCGCCACCGAAAAGGAUUCCAUAUCAGGAUAAUAGUUAUGCAUCUAUGCCACAGCCGCCAAUUAAAAGGGAUGGUUCAUCUUCAUAUCGAGAAUCUUUAGUUAGCAGUCAUUUAAAAUUUCUUAUGAAUCCAACUUUGUUGUCACAUAUAGCUUUAGAAUUUAGAUCAACAGUAAAAUUUGGAAAUCACAUUAAAGGCGCAUUAGAAUAUCCAAACAGUUUUACUGGAGCAGAUGUAGUGAAAACAAUACAAUCAACCUUACCUCCUGAAGCACCCAAGCAUGUUGCAUUACAUAUUGCACGCUCAUUGGAAGCUCAACUUUACUUUAAUCCAAUUAAUUGGUCAAGUGAUGGCCCAUUAAAAGAUUCAAAUGACGAAGUUUAUGUAUUCUUUAAUCAAGAUCUCACUUCGCUCAACAUUUCAGAAUUAGACGAAGAUUUUCCUACAGGAGUUUUUCCCACUGUUGGAAAAUGUUAUAGUCCUUGUUGUGGACUAUAUGGUAAAGGAUGUUAUUCAAUACUCUGUCCUAAUUAUGUUCCAGUGGAAGGGACACCUGCAGAUCUUCCUCUUAUCAGGAAAACUAGCCUUGAAAGUAUCGAGUCACCAAAAUUAUCAGCUCCAACAUUAGAUAAAGAACAAGAUCGUACAUGGUCUGGUGCAGUUCCAAAAGAAAUACUUGAAAGUGUUUCCAAAGAAGAAUUGAAACGUCAAGAAAUCAUUUACGAAACAAUUUAUACAGAAAAUGAUUAUAUAAAAGAUUUAUAUCUUAUAGAAGAGGUUUACAUAAAAGGGAUUCGUAAUUCCCCAGAAAUAAUGACUCAACAAACAAAGAUUGAAAAGUUUAUAGAUGAUGUAUUUUAUAAUAUUUUUGAGAUCAGAGCACAAAAUGAAAUUUUGCUGGAAAAGUUAAAGGCAAGACAAAAAGAAAACUAUGUUGUCAAUGAAAUCGGUGAUUUAUUUUUAGAAUGGGCAUUUGAUGCUGGUAAUAAAUACGUCAGAUAUAAUGGUCGAAUCCCUAUUGUUGAUAGUCUAAUAAAAACUGAAAAAGCAAGAAAUCCAAAGUUUAAACAGUUUAUGGAGGAAUGUAUGAGAAGUCCGAAAACCAGAAAAUUGGAUUUUCGUCAUUAUAUUCAAAGACCAACUGGCCGUCUACAAAGAUAUACAUUAUUUCUUGAACAAAUCAUUAAACAUACAUCUAAUAAUAGUCAAGACAAAGAUUUGCUUGAUACUGCAUUGCAAGUAAUAAAAGAAUUGUGUAGAGAAAGUGACAGUAAUGUUUCUAACACUGAAAGAAAAUUAAAACUUGAAGAAAUUGGUAGAAAAUUGAAGAAAAAGAAUGGUGAAUCCUUAUAUGAACUUAGUCUUAAUGAUGAUUCAAGACAAUUAGUAUUUAAAGGUGAAUUGCAUUCCAAAAUGGAUAACUCCCUCAAAUGGACUACACUUUAUGUAUUUGUAUUUGAUCAUUAUUUGGUCAUUACUAAACCUAAGAAAGCUUCAGAUGGUGAAAUUGAAUAUGUUUUGCACAAACCGAUUAUUCCUUUAGAUAAACUUUUAUUGGAUAAUGUUUCUGAGGUAAAUCAACAAAAAUUAAAAUUAACAGGUUUGGAAAAUUAUGGUAAGCAAUCAUAUUGUUCAUUCACCUUAUCACAUAUUGGUAAAAACGGAGGAACCUAUCAACUAUAUGCUGAAACAAUCAAUAGCUGGAGAUUAUGGAAAGAUAAAAUUAUUGAGGCGCAAAAUAAAUUGGAUUUGAUGAGAUCUAAGAAACAAGUAUUUGAGUUAUUCACAUUGAAUGAUGCCACUUUCACAAAUCUUUCUGUUGGUGCUCCUGCUAAUAUUGCUAAUUUACAAGAGGAAAAAACAAAACAUUUCUCAAGAGGAAAAGUUAAUUGUUCCAUACCAUUUUCUGCACCAGAAAACUGUAAGAUGAUCGCAGUAGGGACUGAGGAAGGUGUUUGGAUAGGAUUCGGCGGCGAGACAAAAACAUUUAGAAAGGUUUUGAAUGUUGGAAAUGUGUCACAAAUAGCAGUGAUCGAAGAAUUUGGAAUAUUUAUUGUACUAGUAGAAAAGUCGCUUUGGGCAUAUCCAUUAGAAGCAUUAAUACCAUCAUCUUUGACUGCCGAUUUUAGUCAAUGUGCAACACGACAACGUAUAAGUGAUAGUAAUAAUGUAUCUUACUUUAAGGUUGGAACUACGAAAGAAAAGAAUACAGGCGCUGAGAAAACAUUGCUAGUAUAUAUGAAGAAAAAGAAUUUAAAUUAUAAUUUUAGUGUUUUAGAACCAGCUAUCAAUUUAAAUGAGGUUGAUGGAGAAGAACCAAAACAGAAUAGUCGUGGAUCUCGUGGCGUUUUUCGUUUUCUUCACUCAGAUAAAAAUUGGUUUAAAAAAUUUUAUGUUGCUUCUGAAUCAUAUUCAAUAAGUUUUUUAAGGUCAACACUUUGUAUUGUAUGUGCACGAGGAUUCGAAGUGGUGAACUUGGAUGAAUUGACAAAUAUCCCAUCAAUACCAAAUCUUUCAUCGCCUCAAUUUUCUGAUAUCUCAAAAAAAUGUAACAAACCUUUGGGAAUGUUUAGAAUAAAAGAUAAUGAGUUUCUGAUAUGUUACGAUGAAAUAUUUUUCUUUGUUGAUAAGCAUGGUAAUUUAUCAAGAUUAAAUAUCAUGGAAUGGGAGGGUAAACCUGAGGCAGUUGCAUUACAAUUUCCGUAUAUUCUGGGAUUUAAUCCAUUGUUUAUUGAGGUGAGAAAUAUUGAAACGGGAGAGUUAGUUCAAUAUAUUUUAGGCAAAAAUAUGAGAUGUUUAAAUGAUAAUUCGUCAAGUCAUAACACAUAG
This is a messenger RNA of Entrophospora sp. SA101, 3135 nucleotides long. The record is from the annotation of a GenBank genome assembly. NCBI's taxonomy places the organism in Eukaryota, Fungi, Glomeromycota, Glomeromycetes, Entrophosporales, Entrophosporaceae.